Molecule: messenger RNA, 781 nt
Organism: Zea mays
Lineage: Eukaryota; Viridiplantae; Streptophyta; Magnoliopsida; Poales; Poaceae
Product: peptidoglycan-binding LysM domain-containing protein
Exons: 1
Coding region: 202-555 (117 amino acids)
Source: RefSeq, a predicted model, not a curated record
CUUAGCUUGGCCCCCUCCCACCUGCAACGGCAGCCCACUCUCCCGUGAGUCUCCCUGGCCGGCCUCGUCUAUAUAAACCAGCCACUACCCGUUGGCUACUCCACCAGUCCAGACUCCAGACACACACUUACACAGUUACACUUGAAGCUCUCAUUGGUCCUCCCUCCUCCGUCCUCCUCUCCUACCACUCUACCAGCGACGAUGGCCGCGCAGCGGCGUUGGUCGGGGGCGGCGGACGUGGCGUCGUGGUGCGCCCUGCUGGCGCUCGUGAUGGUUGUCGGAUCGCUCGCCGGGUCGGGGAAGGAGGAGCCGGAGCAGUACAGCAGAGCCGGGCUGGUGGUGGUGCGCGGGCCGCGGCUGGCCGCGCGGCCGUGCGACGAGCUGUACGUGGUGGCGGAGGGGGAGACGCUGCACAGCAUCAGCGCCAGUUGCGGCGACCCCUACAUCCUGGAGCGGAACCCGCACGUCCACGACCCCGACGACGUCUUCCCCGGCCUCGUCAUCAAGAUCACGCCGCACGCCGGCGGCAGCCCCAACUCCGGCGACGCUAACUAGUAAAACAGAGAUCGCGCGCGCAAUCAUACCUGCAUGUGUGUCGCCCCGGAACCUCCUGCCGGGUUGAACGCGGCGCCGACGUGAGCGGUCGGGGCGUCGGGCACGGGCAGGAGCGCAGAGCGCUCUCUCGUUGAGUUCCAGUCGUGUCGUCCUGUACAUACUGCAUGUGGGAAAGGGCUCGAGACUACGAGCAGAAAUAAGAGAGGUCACAACACAUUGCUGCAAA